GCGCACAGCGAGCGCGCUCCUCCAUAAAUAGACUCACCGAGCAGCAAAACAACAGUUUGUAGCCAAACUUCUAUUAUAACUUAAACACAUUAAAGGUUGUUUCUAAUGGAGCGAGGAGAUCACAGACCUCCAGAGAAGAAGCGCAGGAGUCGCUGUGUGGUUCUCAGUGUUGUCGCUCUGCUGCUGCUGGUGGUUAUAGUCGCUAUUGUGUUGGGAGUGACUCUCCAGAGCAACACUGACCCACUUAAAACAACUUUUAAGGCAAGGUGUGAGGAGUUCAAGGGAUACGACUGUGAGAAGAUAUGGGGUGCAUUUGAACAAGCCUAUGUCGGGCGGGACCCUUGUAAAGUGCCCAUGGAGGCCUACGACCCUUUCAUCGCUGCGACGCCCAUCAAACCUGCAUGCAACAGAAUGAUGUUCUGGAGCAAAACGAAGGACGUGGUCCACGACUUCACUGAGAAGAGAGACUGUUUUCUCACCUUGGAGGACACUCUGCUGGGAUCGGUGCUAGAUGGUCUGACCUGGUGUGGAAAGGAGGGCAGCAGCGAAACGUUCACGACCGACUGCCCCGGAUGGACCGACUGUGCGAACAACACUGUUCGCUCAUUUUGGAACAGAGUCUCAGCUGCUUUUGCAGAUGUUGCCUGUGGUGAUGUCACAGCGAUGCUAAACGGAUCCAUUGUCACACCAUUCAGUCCUACAAGUAUUUUCGCGAGCAUCGAGGUGAAGAGGUUCGACUCUGCCAGAAUGAGAAGCCUGAAUGUUGUUCUGAUCACACAGAAGGACACUGUGUCAAACUGCACGAAUGCAUCUUUAAAGGAUUUACAGAAAGAGCUGGAUCAAGGAAUUAAAUACAACUGCAAGGAAGUGUCUGAAACUCAGAUUGAGGAGUGCAGCUCUAAUCCAGAGAAACCGUGUGGAGCCUGUUGGUGAAGAACUAAAUAUCAGAUUAUACUGACCAGACGAGAUACAACAAUAACCAGCCGUAACAAACAUUUGUCUUUUCUGUAAAAUCUUUAUAAAUGAAAUAAUGUGUUAUUAUAUUCUCUUUGUACCUGUGGGCCAGUUUGAUUUAAUGUGAAAUGUUUUAUAUAAAUGUCACUGAUACAUUUUUAUUUUAAUAUGACAAUGCACCUUUGUAUAUCUUUUAUCAAAUCUAAAAGAGUUGUGGUAAAGUGCCAUGUACUGAAGGGUAAAACACCAGCGCUGCUAUCUAAUAACUGACAAUCUCGCUCCCACCUGGUGGCAAAAUGUUUUUAAAUAAAAUGUUAAAAUAUA
Molecule: messenger RNA, 1278 nt
Organism: Sebastes umbrosus (honeycomb rockfish)
Lineage: Eukaryota; Metazoa; Chordata; Actinopteri; Perciformes; Sebastidae
Product: ADP-ribosyl cyclase/cyclic ADP-ribose hydrolase 1-like
Exons: 8
Coding region: 106-933 (275 amino acids)
Biological process (GO): positive regulation of B cell proliferation
Cellular component (GO): plasma membrane
Molecular function (GO): phosphorus-oxygen lyase activity; NAD+ nucleosidase activity
Source: RefSeq, a predicted model, not a curated record